This is a messenger RNA of Indicator indicator, 2685 nucleotides long. RefSeq lists its product as uncharacterized. The transcript is spliced from 2 exons. Bases 310 to 1584 code for a protein of 424 amino acids. The record is from RefSeq and is a predicted model, not a curated record. Lineage: Eukaryota; Metazoa; Chordata; Aves; Piciformes; Indicatoridae. Gene Ontology annotation, biological process: virion assembly. Gene Ontology annotation, molecular function: zinc ion binding; nucleic acid binding.
CCAGCGCUGCUGGAAGCCUUCCUGGUGCGUGCUUGCUGGAGCGAUCCGCCACGCAUCCCGCCGCGGAGAAAUGCCUGCUUCUUAACGCUACAUUGGUGUUAAGAGGUCGAUUUAUUCCUGAUUUUGGGAAGAGGAUUUGUUUGGCAUCCCCAGACGGGACACUGCUUUAGAACCUCGACCGCUUCGCGGGAUCGCAGGAGCUCCAGCCCGCACCGAGGGAUUCUCGGGGGAGAGCCUCCGAUCCCCGGAGCGAAGAGCUCUGAGUAAGACCCCUGGGAAAGGAAUCAUCCUGAAUGGCACACAGGAAUAAUGCCAAGAAAUCCACUGGAUCGAGAAAGAGUGGUGCUGGAAGAGAGGAAGCAUGAGGGAGAAGAGAGGAUGAAAAAGUGUGGUUCUGGAGGGAGGUCUCCUGGGCAGGCAAAUCCUCCCUCCCUGGGGAAGGAGGAACCAGGGGCUGUGGAUUUGUCAGGCAGUCGUAGGGCUCCGGGUCAGGGGAAGGCAACGGAGCCAGGGAAUGCAGCACCAAAACAGGGAGGUGGAGGUUUGGCUGGGACUGGGGAAGCAGCAGGACGUCAUGAGGGCAAAGGAACAGGAAAAGAAGGGAAGAGUGUAGCAGACAGUAGAAGUUCAGCAGAGAGUCUAGCCGCUCACACAGGCAGGCAGAGGGCUCAGCUGCUCACCUCAUCCAGGGAAGCUCUUGUACCUAAUGGCUCAGAGGCAAGGCAGAGAGCCCCUCUUUCUGGGACUGAACUUUCUGCCUGGCAAGAAAUGUUAAUAAAUUGCAGCAGGGAUCCUGAGAAGUUGGCAAAGAGGUUUCAGCUUCUAGUAAAGAAUCAUGACCCAGAGUGGUUGGACAUAGAUGUAUUAUUAGAUGCCUUAGGAAGCAGGACUAAAGAAAUGGUGAUCUCUGCUGCCAGGAAAGAGGUCCAGGCAUUGUUCAUCAGAGGGCAGCUAGAACAAACAGUAGAUGAGAUUUUCCCUCUGACAGAUCCUUCCUGGGACCCAAAGAAUCCAAGUGGUAGAGAAGCUCUGAAGAGAUACCAGGCCUGGGUAACCUAUGGGCUCAAGUAUGGCAUACCUAAGAAGAACGACUUUUCAAGACUCUAUGAGAUUUACCAAGAGCCCAGAGAGUCUCCUUCAGCCUUUUGGGACAGGCUCAAGACUGCUGCACAGAAAUAUGCUGAUCUUGACCCAGAGAACCCAGAAGUUGAACUAUUGCUGUCAACACUUUUCAUGAGGCAGUUAGAACCCAGUAUCAGGCAAGAGUUACAAAAAUCAACAGGAAGUGACAUUUUCAGUUUGCUGUACGAGGCACAGAGGGUUUAUCGUGAGAGGGAGGAAGAUUUCCAGCAGACAGUGAAACAGCUCUUAACUGCAGUAAAGCAGGUCCAGUGGGAAAUGAGAGCUGCAAGGGAAAGGGGGAGAGGGAGAACUGAAUUGCAAAGCAGAGCUUGGUCAGCACUGCCAGCUCCAGCCCGGCGCUUGGCCAGGGACCAGUGUGCCAUCUGCAGGGAGAGAGGACACUGGAAGAGGGAGUGCCCACAGAGGUCUCCGGGUCUCAUUUUGAGAGCAAUUGAGUGGUGAAGCAGUGUCCUGCCUCCAGGCUGGCUGGAGAGGGGCUGCCAGAGUUAACAGAGAGGUUUCUUAACUUCGGUCUCACAGGUUCACAUUCACACAGGUUGCAUCAGGCUGGAAGGGAGCCUCAAAGCUCAUCUUGUCCACAUCCCCUGCUCUCAGCAGGGACACCUCCAGCUAGAGCAAGCUGCCCAGGGCCACAGCAAGUUUGCCCUUCAGUAUCUUCAGAGAUGGGGCCUCAACCACCUCCCUGAGCAGCCUGUUGCAGAGUUGCAGCAGCCUCAUGGUGCAGAACGUAGGUUCCUCACCUCCAAUCUAAAUCUGCUCUGCUCUAAUUCCCAACCAUUGCCCCUGGUCCUGUCCCUGCAGGUCUGGUUAUUGUCACUGCACACUAUGGCAGUUUCUAAGUGCCUUGGAUGUGUGGUGAGGACAUGGAUGUUAAAGUUGUUCCUGUGCCCAAUAUGGGCAAUGGUGGCCCAGAGUGAGCACCAAACCCCCCUGAGACUGCAACUCCCUUUUCACUUUGGAGACAAGAGGUGACUGCUCCACCACUCCAAGGAGACCUGUCAGGCUGUGACUGUGGUCAGGGGGUGGAUUGUGGCAGUGCAACCCCCCCCAGCAAACACAAAAGGUACCAGCAGGGCUUGCUAGGCUGGUGGAGAUCAGCUUGAGGGCCCAGAGUCCUUUUGUUGCAGAAGCUGAGCACAGCAGGACAGCUGGCAGGGUACAAAUGGAGUUCUGCUGUGGAGAGUUCUCUCCACACCGAAGCAGCUGGCAGUCAGAUCAUCUCCUAGAACAGGACCUAUCUAAGGAGUCCUCACCCUGCCUUGGUGUGAGUGUGCCUGGAUGUGUCCUGGUGCCAUGGGGAGAUUUUCUGGGUGAGUGCACACUGGGGUUCAUCUCUCCCUAGAUGGUUUCACUGCUUGUGCAGCAGGAUAUUCCCAACUGACAUCCAAACCUGGGAUUUUAUUGUGUUGGAAGGACACAGGAAGGCUGCAGAGAGACUUUCCAUGAGAGUGUCUGGAGACAGGUCAAGGGGGAAUGGUUUGAAGCUGAGGCAGAGCAGGGUUAGACUGGAGCUGAGGAAGAAGUUCUGCAGUAGGAGGGUGG